GGCGCCAAAUCAGGUGCCGAAGAGAGCGAAGUGUGUGGCAGUGUGUCAGCGGGGCGGGGGUUAUUGCGCGCCACGAGGGAUGAUGCCCCGGCGCACACGUUGUCUGAUGGCGGCUUCGUGGGUAGCGCGAUAAUCGUUCCCCUUUCCAUGUUGCACAAGGCAAGGCUCCGCCUGCGCAGUCGUUGGAAAGCGGAAGGGACAUCUUAGUGUUGUUUGGGAUCGGCAACAAUGGGGAAAGGAGGGGGUUGGAUUGGUUAUAUGAUGCCACGUGGCAUGGUGGCCAUAUGUCGACUAGCGGUCGUCAUCUUACUUUUCUUAACAUUUGCACAGCAUCUCAUUUUUAUGUACACAGGCGAUGAAGGUUUAGACUCCUUUGGUCCAGGGCGCGUUCGAAGAUGGAAAUUUGGUCAUUCCGACGGCGAACUCCAACGUUCUGGCUUCAUCUCAGAAACUGUACUCACACUCACUGAACCUGUGAGGUUAAUUGAUCGCGAAGAUGUAAAGAGCUGGCAUGGACUGGGACAGCGUAGGUUAUUGCAGCCUGGGAAUAUAGAGCAAGUUAUUUCGAAAAGAAGGGGAGAUGGGUAUGAUAGGAGAUUAGUAAGCAGCCUUGUUGGUAAGUUGGCGAAUGAGUUGCGGGAGCUUCUGGAGAGAGGUAGAGGCAUCAAGACGAUGGCAGUUGUGUACGAAGAUUUUGUCAUGGCGGAAGCACUUCGAAAGGAGAUCGAGGCUGGCCAACGAUUGCUGGGUCAGCCUAAGCGAGGGGCUGUUGUGUCGCCUUUGGAAGUGCAAGAAAGGAUUGAGGCACUUAAGAAGCUUUUCUUUAGAGCCGAGCAGCAGCAGUACGAUUCUCAAGCCCUUAUAGAGAAACUGAAGUCUAAGUUGGAGAGCGCCGAGAAAACUACUCUACUGGUCAACAUGCAAAGCAAGCUGUUUAGCCAAAUGGCUGCCAAAGCUGUGCCUAAGAGUCUUCAUUGCCUUGCCAUGCGUUUGAUGAUGGAGUGGAAUGCUAGGCAUGAGGAUCUGGAUCGUAGACUUAUGAGUCCUUCCUCCCCCGAGAUGAGCGAUAAUAGUCUUUACCACUAUGCAUUAUUCUCCGAUAAUGUGCUGGCAGUCUCUGUUGUCGUCAACUCAACGGCCCAGAAUGCUGUUCAUCCGGAGAAACACGUAUUCCACAUCGUUACGGACAAAAUGAACUAUGGUGCGAUCAAGGCAUGGUUUGCUCUAAACCCUAUGCGGGGCAUGCACAUCGAUAUAAGGUCGCUGGAGGAUUUCCCGUGGAUAAAUUGCAGCUACGUCCCCGUCCUAAACCAAACAAGGGAAGCAUCAAUGCGGCGGUACUACUGGCACGUGGACGAGAUUUCGCCUGACAAGGAGAAUGUUUCUGCCGAUUCAUCGACGUACCAGAAUUUCAAGUACCGCAAUCCUAAGUAUCUCUCCAUACUUAAUCACAUCCGCUUCUAUCUGCCUGAAAUUUUCCCAGACCUGGAUCGGAUUCUGUUCCUGGAUGACGACGUCGUUGUUCAGAAGGACUUGUCUGACCUUUGGAAGGUGCCUAUGAAUCGGAAGGUCAACCUGGCUGUGGAGACCUGUGGAGAGGUUUUCCAUCGGUUUCACACGUAUCUUAACUUUUCGGACCCAUUGAUUUCAGAUAAGUUCGACCCACAGGCAUGUGGGUGGGCAUUUGGCAUGAACUUAUUCGACUUGAGAGCCUGGAGGGCAGGCAACUUCACAGAAGUCUACCACUACUGGCAAAGAGCGAAUUGGGACCGCCGGCUUUGGAAACUGGGAACACUGCCUCCUGCGCUUUUGACUUUCUACAACUACACAGAAGCAAUAGACAAAUCAUGGCAUGUGCUUGGACUCGGUUGUAAUGCCAACGUCAGCAUGGAUGCAAUCAACAAUGCGCGGGUAAUUCACUAUAACGGGCAUGCGAAGCCAUGGCUAGAACUCGCGAUGCUGCAGUACCAGCCGUUCUGGUCGAAGUACGUGCCAUACUCCCAUGAUUUCUUUCGGCAGUGCAGCAUCUCGCCGUCGUGACCAUCUGGCAUCGCAGCAGGUUUCAUUCUCUCUCAUCACGGGUCUAGUUUGAAAAGGACGCAGUGGCGAUCCAGUUGGUGGACAUGUGAAAAUUUGAACCUCACUAUUGCUCUCUUGUUUUUUUUUCCACCAAGGAUUGUCCUGGUUACAUUCCAGUCACCUGUGAGCAAUUUCCGAUCUUGUAUAUUUGGCAGAAGACACAUCUGGCGGUAUAUGUCCGUGUGUGUGGUCUACUGCAGAAAGUGGGAACAAGCGACCGAAGCAGUGAUUGGAUAAUGUUAAAGAUAAAUGUGGUGAGUCACUUGGCCCUUUUUCCUUUUGGCUUUCAACGAGUUGAUAUAGAUCGAUUUGCCACUUUUUAAUGUUUUGAUCGUCAUUACUCCUUUGUGAAUGGUAUGACUGUCAUGGCGGCAUUUGUUGGAGUUGAAGCCCUAGUUUUAUUAGUAUAUGUAAAAGGAUAAAUUUCUGUCGCAAGCGACGACGGGGACGCUGAGAUUUUUGAGGACGGUAUGGCUCCCAGCUUCAUGGACAGUCGCAGCACUGUGCGUUUGUAGAGCAUUCUCGUCUUCGUCAUCAUUUAAAGAAUAAAGUUAUCUGUAAAUAGAGUAGCAUUUAUCAUAAUGCCUCAGUGGUGCCGCUGUCCUCCUCAGUCCUUUCAUUUCUAGGGAGAGGAGGAGGUGCCGGUCUGAUGCGCUAGCUAUUGUGUUCAGCAUUGUUUGUGCCUCUGUGGCAACGUUUCUAGCCAUCACUGUCAGAGAUCGCUGCGAGCAUUCUUCUGUCCGAAGAAUCAUCUGGAUUCUUGGUGCCCGGUGCCAGGGAGCAAUGUUGUGCUCCUGACUGGCUCUUGUUGCUGACUCUGUGGGUGGAAAGCAAGCAGGCAAGCAAGCUCCAUGGUCAUGGAAGCUCUCACUGUGUCACCGAAUGUACAAAAUGAGAAUGAAUCUUCCGCUAGAACUUGGGAAGAUGCACCGCCGUCAUUCUUUUCUUUUGUGCAGUUGGUGAGCAGUGCGGCGAGGCCCUGAGGGUUGAAAGGGAGCAAGCUCCACGGUCAUCGAAGCUCUCACUGCGUGUCAGCUGUGUUCCCCUGGCAAGAUUCAUUUUUUGCUGAUGUCUCCGAUGAUGGGGAGACAGGUUGGUAGUCAAAUGAAGGUGAUGUCGGUUCCAGGCCUGCAUCUCUUGCCGCUGCACCACAAGAGAACUAUAGACUUGGAUGUGCAAACAGAAAGCAGAAGACCCGACAGUUAUGUUUGGCAGGUAAGGAAACCCUAGCAGGAAUGUUGCUGGUGCUGCCGGAGGGCUGCAUCCAUUACUUAAGAAAAACGUGAGGAGAUUAAUAUGACGCGUAAUGCCAGAGAGCGGUCGGCGAGUACUCUACCUCGCCCUGUUCGCUGGAGAUUUGGGGACGUACGUCAUUAACUACCAUGGGUCGCCUGCCGCAGAAGGGGAGAAGUGCUCUGUCACACACGAGCUGGAAAGGAACUGGUUUAUGUCCUCGGUCGGGCCUCACAAUGUGGGGGAGACGGGGGGUUGGAUGGAGAGCAGGCAGCACCAGAAGGAGGAUUCAAUACUGUACUGCUCCCAUGCUGUGUGCUACACUGGCUGUAUUGUACGUUCAUCUAUCGAUGUGUGGACAUGAUAUGGCUAACGUCAAAAAAUACCACUUGUCGACUUUGUGGUGUGCUGUCCGGGCGGGUGCUGUACGCCCCCACGACGAUUUGCCUAAGGCCAAAGAUACCCUCCUUCGGCAACUGCCAAAUGACACAAGGACACGGAACUGCAACGCACAUUGGCGAGUCUUUGAGCAUGAUGUUUAUUUCUUGACACAAGGACACGGAACUGCAACGCACAUUGGCGAGUCUUUGAGCAUGAUGUUUAUUUCUUGAGGUUGGCAUUCUUGGUUCGAGAGGGGAAAGGGAAGGUGGGGCCGGUGAUUGCUGUAGUUCGGACUUGCAAACCGCUCAACAGAAUCUGAAUCUUUCGUGCACAAAAUCCAUCUGCAACAAUUCUGUGUGCCUCAAUGGCUGUUUAAAUCAGAUGAUGAAUCGGAUGCAAACUUCAUCAUCAGCAUGGCAUUGGUGGUAUUGAAUGCAUACGGAAACGGCUCAUUGGUGUCACUUUUAUCAAGUUUUAUGUAGUCCAGCAAGACCGUGUCUGUCUGGCCAAAGUUCUUCGGUCAAUUCUGAGACAAGUUUUAGUAACUCUGGUGGUCGCCAGCUCAAUCUCAGUUUGGUACCUGCGCAAUUUUCAGAUGAAGAUGAGGGAGGGGACUUGGGGGGAAGAAGGUGGUUUCUCCUGUCACCCCUCCCUGGCCUCCCUCCCAUUCCCCCACUCCUCCCACUCCUAGACACUCCUCUACACCCUCCUUACACUCUCGUCGUACUGUUGGAAACUCCUUCCCGUCCCGGUGUUGCUUCCCCACCCCCUUACACCCUUCUCCCCCACCCCCUUACACCCUUCUCCCCCACCCCCUUAGACCCUUCUCCAGCCCCCAGCCCAUCUGAACUACCUCUGCCUUAUAGAGUGUCAAGGCUCUACACACGGCUCUGUACAAAGGUAAUUAGGUGCAAGCUUUGAACCAUUGUCUCCUCCUUGUUGGCACCUGUUUUUUUGCCGGCGCUGUAUCAUUGAUAGCUAGGCUUUAGAUUAUCGAGGACUCUGUAGGUUGCUGGGUGAUGGUGUUCAACUCACUUCCGCUUGAGCGCCAUUGGCAUUAUACUGUCCAAGACCCAGCAGGUGUAUCAGCAUGAUGUGGCUCUUGGGGGAACAGAAAGUUGUCUACGGAUUGCCUGUUCUUGGACGGAACAUUGAUUGGUAGCAAGGAGUGCCUGAAGGCGCUGUCUACCGAUAAGAGUUCACAGUAUUCAUCAGUGGUGUCUUUUGCUUGAUAUGGAAAGCUGUCAUGCGUACACUCUCUGAGAGUAAGGGGUGACUGAACUGUAUUGCUCGGUGGAACGUAGUUUGGGCUGAAGGACUAUAGUAUUAACCGUUUUCUUUGUAUUGGAUGUGGUGUUAGAAUGCUGAGUGAUGUUGAGAAAGUGAACGUAGUCCAGAAGCGGGUUUAAACUCUCCACCGUGCAGAGCAAGGAAAGGUCAAUCGCUGCAUUUACGUCCUUCCCUUCGGUUCAGGGGUAGUAACCGAAUGGUAUGGGCGUAAUUAAACUCUCCACUGACGUUGAGAAAGUGAACGCAGUCCAGAACUGGGUUUGAUGCAUGUUUUCUUCCUUUCUUUGGGAUGGCUGUAAUUAAGAGUGCUUAUUGUUCCAUGAAUGAUUCUUCCUUUUUUCGGGCAACCUGUCUUCUGGAAUUAGUGCUUAUUGGCCUUGAAAGUAGGGAAUUGGUGUGUAGGUCUGCCUAGCAAGCAACGGAGGGAAGCAAAUUCUUAGUGUUAUACCACCCAGCCACAGUUGUGGUAAAACUGAUUUAUAGCUUCGAAACUUUCCUGUUCAAAUGUCAGAGAGGCGGCGAUUUGUUUCCUUUUUUAAUAAAGGAUUGUAGAGAUGAAAGUUAAUGAAACACAUUUCUGAAG
Messenger RNA from Chara braunii, 5566 nucleotides. NCBI's taxonomy places the organism in Eukaryota, Viridiplantae, Streptophyta, Charophyceae, Charales, Characeae. The record is from the annotation of a GenBank genome assembly.